This is a messenger RNA of Betta splendens (Siamese fighting fish), 1432 nucleotides long. Its product is annotated as serpin A3-6-like. The record is from RefSeq and is a predicted model, not a curated record. Gene Ontology annotation, molecular function: serine-type endopeptidase inhibitor activity. Lineage: Eukaryota; Metazoa; Chordata; Actinopteri; Anabantiformes; Osphronemidae. The transcript is spliced from 6 exons. Gene Ontology annotation, biological process: negative regulation of endopeptidase activity. Bases 31 to 1362 code for a protein of 443 amino acids.
GUAGAACAAAUUAUUUGUCGUGACGCUGUGAUGAAGAGUAAACAAAACCAAAGUUCAGUUGCUCUGAUGAAACAUACAAAAGGAAGAGUCUCCUCUGUGAAGCCUCUGCUUCACUGUCUAUGGCUGACGACUUGCAACUCCAGUAAGAUGAAGUUCAUGAUGCGUGCGGCCCUGGGUGUCUGGAUCCUAUCAGCUGUGCUUUGUGUGGAGACGGCAGAGGAGCAGGACACUGCGGGCAACAGCACUGCCCAGAAGACUGCGCUGGUGUUUUCAUCAAACAAAGAGUUAGGCUUCAAUCUGUACAGAAAGAUGGCGUCUCACGCCGAUUUCCAAGGGAAGAACAUCUUCUUCUCGCCAGUCAGUGUCUCUGUGGCUUUGGCUGCUUUGUGCGUAGGAGCAGGGGGGGAGACGCACAAGCAGCUCUUCAGUGGUCUGGGCUUCAACAGCUCCCUGCUGACGCAGACAGAUGUGGAUCACGCCUUCCGUGUCCUCCUCUCCAAGUCCAAUGAAGACUCCAGUGAAGGCACUGCUGUGUUUGUGGACAGCCGCUUCAAACCACAGCCCGAGUUCCUGGACACCUUAAAGAAUUCCUAUUUUGGAGAUGGCUUCAAUGUGGACUUCACCAAACCCACAGACAGCAUCAACACCAUCAACAGCUACGUAGCGGAGAAGACGAAAGGGAAGAUAGACAAGCUGGUGGAAAACCUGGAUGCAAACACCAUCAUGUACCUCCUCAGUUACAUCUACUACAAAGGAAAGUGGGCGACUCCAUUUGAUCCUGAGUUAACCAGAAAGGACGAGUUCAUUGUGGAUGAGAACACCAAGGUUCCAGUUCAGAUGAUGUAUAUGAAGAAACAUGUGGACGUCUAUUAUGACCAGGGCCUUAACACAUCAGUCCUCCACCUCUCCUUCAACAGCUCCAAAUCCAUAGUGCUGUUGCUGCCUGAAAACAUGGCAACACUGGAGAACGCCAUCUCCCCAGGACAUUUUACCAAGUGGCUCAAGUGGAUGAAAUCUAGGAGGUAUGAGAUAUAUGUUCCAAAGUUCUCAAUCAAGACUUCCUACAAGCUGAACAAUAUAUUGACUGAAAUGGGAAUGACCGACAUGUUUACUGAUAGAGCAGAUCUAAGUGGAAUAGCACCAGGACAAAAACUGGUUGUCUCUGAGGUUGUGCACCAAGCUACUCUGGAUCUGGAUGAAUCUGGAGCCACCGCUUCAGGUGCCACAGGCAUCGGCAUCACCCUCUUGUCCUUUCAACAUACGCCUGUGUUAAAGUUCAAUAAGGCCUUUAUGCUCGCCAUCUUAGAUCGCAACACACAAAACAUACUGUUCACAGGCAAGAUCAUCAACCCAAACAUAUGAUGGUAGCAACCUGUGUCUUAUCCGAAGCACAACAUCACAAGAAAUACAAUAAAGAAAAUGUAUUUGUUCA